Mytilus trossulus (common blue mussel) is the source of this 1758-nucleotide messenger RNA. Its product is annotated as tetraspanin-18-like. Gene Ontology annotation, cellular component: plasma membrane. The record is from RefSeq and is a predicted model, not a curated record. The transcript is spliced from 7 exons. Bases 83 to 949 code for a protein of 288 amino acids. NCBI's taxonomy places the organism in Eukaryota, Metazoa, Mollusca, Bivalvia, Mytilida, Mytilidae.
UAUUUCAAUUUCAGAUAACACUGAAUGAACGUAGAAGAAACAGUCGAAGCCUGUAUAAAAUAGAGUAACGUUGCUCCUCAUCAUGAAUAUCUUUGGUACAGCUGGAAUGGUGUUCCUUAUCGUUCUCAAUAUAACAUUUGUUAUACUAGGACUCGGUUUGAUUAUUGCUGGUGGUAUGUUACGUGAGAAAAGUGAGACUGUUAAUGAUAAAGUUUUACCACUACUAAACGAGAUAGGAAUUGGUCCUGGUUUUACAAUGGGAGAUUUGCUGGAGGCAAUAGCUAUACUUGUUAUAAUCAUUGGGAUAAUAGCCUUUACCUUAUCUGCGAUCGGAGGAUUCGGAGCCUGUUGUAAAAACAGAAUAUUAUUAAUAAUUUAUGGAAUAGGUGUGAUCCUUAUUGGUGCAGCUGAGAUAUUUGUGCUGAAAGCAUGGACUGAUUUGAAAAGAGAGUUAAAUGAAACAAUAAAGAGUACACUGUUGAAACUGCUGAACGAUUACGAAGGAAAUACAGACGAUAUUCUCACAAUUGCAUGGAACUUUGUCUUUAUUUUGUUUGAUUGCUGUGGAGUAAAUACACAAUCUUCCGUUGACGAUUUCACAACAACAACUUGGGCAUCAACGACACGUGGUACUGACGUCAUACCAGGCUGGUGUUGCAAAGAAGCAACCAUUGAUACUGCGUCAUCACUUUAUGGUACAAACUGCACAAUAACACCAACAACUUCAAAUUCUUACAUUGGAACAGGAUGUUAUACGGCUAUAGAAAAGAUUUUAACUACAUACAGUUCAACUUUUAUAUCAAUAUGUACAAUAAUAUUAUUAGUAGAGAUCAUUGCUGUUAUUUGCGCGAUCGUUAUGGUGAUUCAAAUAACAAAUGACGUAACUUCAAAUAGAAACAGAGAAGGCAUGGUAUUACACAGCAUAAAUAAAACCAGUCCUAAUGUAUGAAUUGACAAUCUGAGGUUGUGACAAUUGAAAUAUUUAUCAUUGAUAUCAGUCAAAUGUGUUCUAAACCAGUAAAGAAUGGUCCAUUUAACAAACAUAACCAACAAUAUAAAGCUUUGAUUCGGAUGCACAAGUCCUUUACUAGGUCGAUCGUACAACUGCUGUUCCAUCUCGUUAAGAAGGUAUUCAGUGGAAGUGAGACAAAGUGUAAUAGUCUGCAUGGUCGCCACGUGUCAUGGGAAUCUAGAGAAGAUGUUCAUCAUGAAAUAAAAUAUAUUCUAUCAUACAGUUAGCGUUGAUAUGGCUUUUAUUGUCUGUGUAAAUAACUAGAUGUAAACAUCAAAUUUAGAACUAGCACACAAUUUAACGCGACAUUGAAAAGCAACUGAAGACAACACGGAAAACUAUACAAACUCGAAUGGUAUAGCACUAGACAAAUUUUAAAUAUUAUGUUGGAGUACCAUUUAUUAACUGAUAGUUUUCAUUCACCGUAAUAUGUUUUUCAGCGUUUUUCGUUAACUUGCGGUAAUUUUUGUUAAUUGUUUGCUCCGUUUUCUAUUCUAUAUUGUUAAUCUUAGUUAUAAGUCGUUUUGAUUCUAAUUAAAAAGUAAAAUCACAAAAAUACUGAACUCCGAGGAGCAGUAAAACAGAAAGUCCCUAAUCAAAUGGCGAAAUCAAAAGCUCAAACACAUCAACGAAAUGGAUAACAACUGUCAUAUUCCUCACUUGGUUAAGACAUUUUCUUAAGUAAAAAAAAUGUGAACACCCUAUUUGUUGAUAUCGUUUGAGUAAAUCAAUACGAGUCCAAAUAG